UACUCACUCUAUCUCAAAUUCUUAACAUCACAAAAACCAGAAAAACAGUGGUUGGUAACAGAUAACACAAACACAAAAACAUCAUCUUUCAAUCCAAAAAAUGGAACCAAACAACCACCAACCACCACAAGAUAAUGAGAAUCUGAACCAAACACCACUUCCCACCACCGUGCCGGAACCCUCAUUUCCACCAUCAAUAGCUUCAAUCUCUCUUUCUCUCUCCUCAAUUCUUCCCUUAUUUCAACCCAAAAUUCAAUCUUUAUUAUCACCACCACAACCCAAUAAGGUUAAAGUCCCAACCCAAGCUUCAUCACUCACAAAUCUUUCACUUUCAACAAAACCCAAAAACAAAACUUCAUUCAAAUCAACAUUUUCUGCAAACACUCUCAAAUCACCACUCUCUUUAAUUCCUAACAAACCCACUGACCCUUCUUCCGCCGCUGCUCUCCGCCGUGUUUCUGUUGUCUGGUUCCGUAAUGACCUCCGUGUUCAUGACAAUGAAUCUCUCAAUACUGCUAACAAUGAAUCAAUGUCUGUUUUACCUGUUUAUUGCUUUGACCCUGCUGAUUAUGGUAAAUCAUCAUCUGGGUUUGAUAAAACUGGUCCUUUUCGUGCUAGUUUUCUUAUCGAAUCGGUUUCUGAUCUUCGGAAGAAUCUUCAGGCAAGAGGGUCGGAUUUAGUUGUGAGAGUUGGGAAACCAGAGACGGUUUUGGUUGAAUUGGUGAAGGAAAUUGGUGCUGAUGCUGUUUAUGCUCAUAGAGAGGUUUCUCAUGAAGAGGUGAAAAUGGAGGAGAAGAUUGAGGGGAAGAUGAAAGAGGAGAAUGUUGAAGUUAAGUACUUUUGGGGAAGUACUUUGUAUCAUGUUGAAGAUUUGCCUUUCAAUUUGGAGGAUAUGCCUUCAAAUUAUGGUGGUUUUAGGGAUAGAGUUCAGAAAUUGGAGAUAAGGAAAACUAUUGAGGCUUUGGAUCAACUUAAGGGUCUUCCUUCUCGCGGCGAUGUUCAGAUUGGUGAUAUUCCUACUUUAAUGGACCUUGGACUUAAUCCAUCUGCCACAAUGUCACAGGAUGGGAAGCCAGGUCAUAAUACUUCUAUGGCAGGAGGGGAGACUGAAGCACUACAGAGGCUUAAAAAAUUUGCAGCUGAGUGCGAAGCUCAACCAAACAAAGGGUUUAAGGAUGGAGCACAAGAUAGUAUAUACGGUGCCAACUUUUCAUGCAAAAUUUCUCCAUGGUUGGCAAUGGGAUGCCUCUCCCCUCGCUCAAUGUAUGAUGAGCUGAAGAAAACUGCCAGCAGGGCUGUUUCUGCUUCAUCAAGCCGAAAUGACGGUGGUAAUGGCUCAUCCAAAACUGGAACUAAUUGGUUGGUGUUUGAGUUGCUAUGGAGGGACUUCUUUAGGUUUAUUACCAAAAAGUACAGUUCUACAAAGAAACAACUGGAAGCUGCUCCAGCCACUGCUUGUGUGGGUGCAAUUGCUUAAGCUACAAGUUUUAACGGAUUUAAGAGCCUGUUUCAUGAUGUCGAUUAAUUCCUCUUCACGAGUUCUGUUGUAACUAGCAAUCACAUUAUAUCAAUAUGGGAGCUUUUUACAUUAUUUUUUGGAUGGCAAAUGUUAUUCUUAAAUCAGCAUUUAGACUGCAUGGCCAUCUUUUCUAACUAGAUCUUUGGGUCCAAAAUUUAUGCCUCUUCGGCUCCUUCCCAAUGACGAUUUUUUGGGAGAAAUUCGAAAAAUGGACGGGGUUCCCAAUCCCAAAUAUUUAGUUUAGUUGUGAAGAAUAAAGGAGGUCACAAUAAUUCAGUGUGAUUUUGUUUUUAAA
This is a messenger RNA of Trifolium pratense (red clover), 1814 nucleotides long. Its product is annotated as blue-light photoreceptor PHR2. The transcript is spliced from 4 exons. The record is from RefSeq and is a predicted model, not a curated record. Gene Ontology annotation, molecular function: DNA binding; FAD binding. Lineage: Eukaryota; Viridiplantae; Streptophyta; Magnoliopsida; Fabales; Fabaceae. Gene Ontology annotation, biological process: photoreactive repair. The coding region runs from base 101 to 1477 and encodes 458 amino acids.